AUGACGAAUGAGCAGAAAUACUGGGAAGAAUUGAAACAGUUCCAAGUUGACGUGCCUUCUCGUGGUUGCACAGAAACCAAGUCAAGGUACCUUUUACCUAAUUCAAGUUGUCGUAAAUUUGAUAUAGAAGCUACAGCCAAGAGAUUUGAGCAUCUGUUGUCAUUAAGUGUGUUAUUUAAGCACUUUAUUCAGAGUAAGGCUAAGAAGGACGACAGAUUUAAGCGCGUGCUAGACAUACUAGAGAAAGGUGAUGGUAAGGAUAAGAAGAAGGGCAAUGGUCUGCAUGACAAGAGAAGACGUAAGACAGAAAGGGAGGAAGAUGCUGAGCUCUUGAGGGGCGAGGAAGAAGAAGAAGAAGGCAUAGACGAUGUAGAAUUUCAGUUCACGGAAUCUCCUACUUUUGUUAACGGACAUAUGAGAGAUUAUCAGAUCCAAGGUUUGAAUUGGUUGAUAUCCUUACAUAGAAAUGGUUUGGCAGGUAUUUUAGCUGAUGAAAUGGGACUUGGUAAAACUCUACAAACCAUUUCCUUUCUUGCCUAUCUGCGAUAUGUUGAGAAAACUCCUGGUCCGUUUUUUGUUAUCGCACCUAAAUCUACCUUGAAUAAUUGGCUUAGAGAAAUUAACAGGUGGACACCCGAAGUGAGUGCUUUUAUUAUACAGGGUGACAAGCAAGAAAGGGCAGAAUUACUCCGUGACAAAUUGUUAAUGUGCGAUUUUGAUGUUGUCAUAGCGUCAUAUGAAAUUGUUAUCAGAGAGAAGGCUUCUUUCAAAAAGAUUGACUGGCAGUACAUCGUGAUUGAUGAAGCACACAGAAUUAAGAACGAAGAAUCCAUGUUAUCGCAAGUUCUUAGGGAAUUUUCUUCUCGCAACAGAUUACUUAUAACCGGUACUCCUUUGCAAAACAAUUUGCACGAAUUAUGGGCAUUGCUUAACUUCUUGCUGCCAGAUAUUUUUUCUGAUUCACAAGAUUUUGACGACUGGUUCUCAUCUGAAAGCACGGAGGAAGAUAAGGAUAAAAUUGUUAAACAAUUACACACGGUGCUUCAACCAUUUUUGUUGCGUCGUAUUAAAAACGAUGUCGAGAAAUCUCUUUUACCAAAGAAGGAGCUAAACGUCUACGUGGGUAUGUCAUCUAUGCAGAGAAAAUGGUAUAGACAAAUUUUGGAAAAAGAUAUAGAUGCUGUUAACGCAUCUAACGGUACUAGAGAGUCUAAAACACGUCUUCUUAACAUCGUAAUGCAACUAAGAAAGUGCUGCAAUCAUCCAUAUCUUUUUGAUGGGGCUGAACCAGGUCCACCAUAUACGACGGAUGAGCAUUUGGUUUAUAAUUCCGCAAAACUGAAAGUUUUGGAUCAAUUACUAAAAAAGAUGAAGGAGCAAGGCUCUCGUGUUUUGAUUUUCAGUCAAAUGUCCAGACUACUAGAUAUAUUAGAAGAUUAUUGUUUCUUCAGAGAGUAUGAGUACUGUAGAAUAGACGGAUCAACAGCUCAUGAGGAUAGAAUACAAGCAAUUGACGAGUAUAACAGUCCAGAUUCUAAAAAAUUUAUUUUUCUUUUAACAACUCGUGCAGGUGGCUUAGGUAUCAAUUUGACAACUGCAGAUGUGGUUGUAUUAUACGAUUCCGAUUGGAAUCCUCAAGCAGAUUUGCAAGCUAUGGAUAGAGCCCAUCGUAUCGGUCAAAAAAAGCAGGUUAAAGUUUUCAGGUUCGUCACAGAUAAUUCUGUCGAGGAGAAAAUUUUGGAAAGAGCCACACAAAAGUUACGGCUGGAUCAGUUAGUUAUACAACAAAAUCGAAUCUCCUCUCAGAAAAGUAAAAAGGAAAACAAAGCUGAUUCAAAAGAUGCUUUGCUAUCUAUGAUUCAACACGGGGCUGCCGAUGUUUUCCAAAGUGCGUCUGGAAGCUCAAGAAAUACUCCACAACCUGAAGACGAAGCGGCACAGGAGAUUGAUUUAGAUGCGCUUCUCGCGAAAUCACAGGAUAAGACACAGUCAUUGAGUAAGAAAUACUCAGCAUUAGGCUUGGAUGAUUUACAAAAGUUCAAUCAAGACUCCGCAUAUGAGUGGAAUGGGCAAGAUUUCAAAAAGAAAACACAGAAAGAUAUCAUUAGUCCUAUUUGGACUAAUCCUACCAAACGUGAACGUAAAGAAAACUAUUCGGUCGAUGGCUACUAUAAAGAUGUUUUACAAACGGGAAGAGCAUCGACACCUAAUCACCCCAGGAUGCCAAGACCUAGACCAUUCUAUUCGCACCAGUUACAAUCACCACAACUAAAAGCCUUAUACGAAAAGGAACGCAUGUGGAAUACAAAAAAGUCAGGUUACGUCCCAACACAAGAAGACGUCAAGACCACCUACGGUAAUAUAAUUGACGAAGAAGAGAAGAAGCAAAAGCUAGAAAUAUUGAAGAUAUCAGUUGCAAAUGCACAACCCCUAACAGAGGAAGAGGAAAAUCAAAAAAGUGAGUGGGAAAAAGAAGGAUUCCCUAAUUGGAGUAAGACAGAUUUUAGAAAAUUCAUCUCAGCUUCAGGAAAAUAUGGCAGGAAUUCUAUUCAAGCUAUCACAUUAGAUUUAGCUCCUAAAACAUACGAUGAAGUACGUGAAUACGCGAAGUCAUUUUGGGCGUAUAUUGAAAGAGUGGAAGAUUAUGAGAAACACCUCAAGUAUAUUGAAACGGAGGAGGAAAAAAUCAAAAGAGUUAAGCAACAGCAAGAGGCACUUCGUCGUAAAAUUUCGCAAUAUGCAAAUCCCUUCAUUGAUCUCAAAUUGAACCACCCUCCUUCUACAAACAACAAGAGAACCUUUUCAGAAGAAGAAGACAGAUUCAUACUGAUAUUGCUGUUUAAGUAUGGCCUUGACAGGGAUGACGUUUAUGAGUUGAUUCGUGAUGAAAUUAGAUCCUGUCCGCUAUUUGAAUUAGAUUUUUUUUUCCAAAGCAGGACACCAGUCGAACUUGCAAGAAGAGCCAGCACUUUGUUGCAAUGUUUAGAGAAAGAGUUCAACGAUGGUCUAGUUCUUGAAGAUGUGAAAGAUCGUCUGAAGCAGGAAGAUGAAAGCGGCAAGCGCAUGAGAGAAGAAAUGGAGGUAGAGGAACAACAAGCAAAGGAAGAACAGCAAAUUAAAGCGGUGGAACCAACAACUGAUAUGGAGCCAACAACUGAUUUGGAGCCAGUAAAUAUGGCGACAAAAAAGAUAAAAUCCGAAUAA
Zygotorulaspora mrakii is the source of this 3204-nucleotide messenger RNA. RefSeq names its product chromatin-remodeling ATPase ISW1 (gene ISW1). NCBI's taxonomy places the organism in Eukaryota, Fungi, Ascomycota, Saccharomycetes, Saccharomycetales, Saccharomycetaceae. The coding region runs from base 1 to 3204 and encodes 1067 amino acids. Gene Ontology annotation, cellular component: nucleus; chromatin. Gene Ontology annotation, molecular function: ATP-dependent chromatin remodeler activity; ATP binding; nucleosome binding. Gene Ontology annotation, biological process: regulation of transcription by RNA polymerase II; nucleosome organization. The transcript has a single exon. The record is from RefSeq and is a predicted model, not a curated record.